Eupeodes corollae is the source of this 1684-nucleotide messenger RNA. RefSeq names its product phosphate carrier protein, mitochondrial (gene Mpcp2). Bases 188 to 1234 code for a protein of 348 amino acids. NCBI's taxonomy places the organism in Eukaryota, Metazoa, Arthropoda, Insecta, Diptera, Syrphidae. Gene Ontology annotation, molecular function: phosphate transmembrane transporter activity. The transcript has 4 exons. The record is from RefSeq and is a predicted model, not a curated record. Gene Ontology annotation, biological process: mitochondrial phosphate ion transmembrane transport. Gene Ontology annotation, cellular component: mitochondrial inner membrane.
UUCCAUGUUAUGUCUCCAUAAUUUGUAUUCCAUCCAACUUCCCUGGAGGAACGAAAAACUAUCACAGAAAAAUUCCGUAAGGUAGCAGCAGUGGUCGUGGUUGCAAAUAGAUUCUUUUCAAGUUCUCGUAUCGUGUCCGUGGCUGGUGUGCUGUUAAUUCCGAUCCCAUUAAUAAAUAUCACCCAAGAUGUUUUCAUCAAUUUUUGAAGCAGCUAAAAACUCCCCCUUCAAAACUCCCUUCACUCGUGCUCAAUGUGAAGCUGCACCUGGUAGGGAAAUCCAAGCAGCAUCCGCAGUAGUGACUCAGGAUUCGUGUGAAUUCGGCUCAACCAAGUACUUCGUGCUGUGCGGUCUUGGUGGUAUCCUUUCUUGUGGUACCACUCACACUUUUGUAGUGCCAUUGGAUUUGGUCAAGUGCCGUCUUCAAGUCGACUCGGCCAAAUACAAGAAUCUGUUCAAUGGAUUCAAAGUUUCCUUUGCCGAAGAAGGAAGCCGUGGUUUAGUCAAGGGAUGGGCUCCAACAUUCUUUGGAUACUCUGCUCAGGGUCUAUGCAAAUUCGGUCUCUACGAGGUCUUCAAAGUACAGUAUGCAAACAUGCUUGGUGAGGAAAACUCCUAUUUGUACCGUACCUCCCUUUACUUGGCCGCAUCCGCUUCAGCUGAGUUCUUUGCUGAUAUUGCUUUGGCUCCAUUCGAAGCUGCCAAGGUUAAGAUCCAGACCAUGCCUGGUUUCGCCAACACAUUCCGUCAGGCUGUUCCUAAGAUGCUGAAAGAAGAAGGGGUUGGUGCAUUCUACAAGGGCCUGGUGCCAUUGUGGUGCAGACAGAUCCCAUACACCAUGAUGAAGUUCGCUUGCUUCGAAAGGACAGUUGAGUUACUUUACAGUCACGUUGUUCCAAAACCACGUCAAGACUGCUCCAAGGGUGAACAAUUGGUUGUCACAUUUGCUGCCGGUUACAUUGCUGGUGUCUUCUGCGCCAUCGUCUCCCAUCCAGCCGAUGUUGUUGUAUCCAAACUCAACCAAGCCAAGGGUUCAUCUGCCUUCGAUGUUGCCAAGAGUCUUGGUUUCAUGGGAAUGUGGAACGGUUUGGUUCCUCGUAUUAUUAUGAUCGGUACAUUGACUGCCCUGCAAUGGUUCAUCUAUGAUGGUGUCAAAGUAGCUUUGGCCCUCCCACGUCCACCACCACCAGAGAUGCCAGAAUCCCUCAAGGCUAAACUGGCCAAGAGCGAGUAAAUUUUAAGGAAAAAUCAGUGCAUAGUUAAAUUAUAAUUAUAAACAAACAUAUUAACGAGAACCGAAACAAAAAUAAAAUCAGAAAAAAAAAACGAAAACCAAAUACACUUAAGAAAACCACAUCUAGGUAUACUCAAAGCUUAGGGAAACACCAAUGCAAAAAUAUAUGUUAAUCCUUUCAAAAAGGGUCAUCAACAUCUUGAACAAAAUAAGCUAGAGUUCUUAAGAACUUGUAAUUAAAAAUUAAAAUAAUGCAUUUAUAAAAAAGAAACAGUUCAUUCCGCAGAAAAUAAACGCAGUAGGAAACUAUCAUUCUUGAGAAGAAACAGUUAAUGUUAUUUAUUAUUCUUUUUAAAUUAAAUUUAAAUAAGAAAAUAAACGUGUAUCGAUUUAGUCAAGAAAGCAAUAAAAUAUUCUAUGUUUCCCUAUGUGAAAAUACCUCAGACAAAA